AUGGCGAGUUCCGAUCAACCAGUAAUGAUAGUUGCAAUCGACGAGAGUGAACACAGUGCUUACGCUCUCAAAUGGACUCUCGAUCAUUUCUUCAACAACAACAAUUCCGUUUUCAAGCUUGUUCUUCUUCACGCUAGACCUUCCGCUACUUCUUCGGUUGGUCUCGCUGGCCCUGUGUAUGCAGGAGCUGCUGAGGUUUUGCCGAUUGUGGAUUCUGAUUUGAAAAAGAUUGCUGCUAGAGUUGUUGACAGUGCUAAACAGCUCUGCAUUAAGAAAUCGGUAAAUGAUGUAAUAGUGGAGGUGGUGGAAGGUGAUGCUAGAAAUGUUCUCUGUGAUACAGUAGAGAAAUACCAUGCUUCAAUAUUGGUUGUGGGUAGUCACGGUUAUGGGGCUAUAAAAAGGGCGGUUUUAGGUAGUGUGAGUGACUAUUGUGCUCAUCAUGCUCAUUGCACCGUGAUGAUUGUAAAGAAGCCAAAAACCAAGCACUGA
This is a messenger RNA of Lathyrus sativus (Indian pea), 489 nucleotides long. NCBI's taxonomy places the organism in Eukaryota, Viridiplantae, Streptophyta, Magnoliopsida, Fabales, Fabaceae. The record is from the annotation of a GenBank genome assembly.